AUGGGAGGCUUUGAAGGUCAUUUGUACCCCGGACUGUCUCUCUUCUUCUAUGGACUUUAUCAUGCACGACUAGUCUCCAGGGCCCUGAUAUGCAACUACCCUGUCCAGUAUCUGCCACGCCAUCCCUGGAGCAAAGGAAGAUGGGCAAGGCUGAGACAAAUACACUAUGUUGGGCUGGUGAAGAUAUUAAGUGCCUGCAUUUUAGUAGCUCAAGAGCUGCAUAACAUACAUGGACAGUUUGUACUCAUCAGCAAGAUAUAUCAUCAGAGAAACUUUUUGUACCGCAAACAGUGGCAGCAUCUCACUCUAUAUAUUACCUUCUUCCUGAGCGGGUGUGUAGAUGUGGUGAGCCAGAACGUGCUGCCCCAGAGGUGUGCCGCUCUGGAGCAAGGUGCCCAAGCCCUGGGCAUGUUUCUGUUUCUGCCUCUGAUGGUGUCUCACAUGCAGGACUCAGAAGGUGUGGAGCUGCAGUCUCACAUCCUGCUCACUCAGGCCAUAUUCCUGCUGGCGUUGGUGGUGAUCGCAGAGCUGUGGGCCCCUGAUGUGCUGCAACUCUGGGUGAUGAAGGCCUUUUUUUAUAUGAUGACAGGCUCUUGGCUGAUUCAGAUAGGCUUUAUGCUGUACAAACCAAUUUCUGGCUAUAAAUGGAUGGAUGAUGACAAAAACAACAUUAUAUUUGUCACCACCUUCUUCUGCUGGCAUGUGGCUUCCAUUGCCAUUUUGAUGAUCUGGGUCUAUGGCUUCUCUUUUUUGUGGUAUUGUUACAUUUGUUGA
This is a messenger RNA of Prionailurus viverrinus (fishing cat), 774 nucleotides long. RefSeq names its product transmembrane epididymal protein 1-like. NCBI's taxonomy places the organism in Eukaryota, Metazoa, Chordata, Mammalia, Carnivora, Felidae. Bases 1 to 774 code for a protein of 257 amino acids. The record is from RefSeq and is a predicted model, not a curated record. The transcript has a single exon.